ACGACUGGGCAUUGCCCCCAGUUUCCCCCAAAUUUGGGCAUUGUCCCCGGGUCUUUCAACGGACUGGGCGUUGCCCCGGGACACUGGGGACUGCCUUUGGGGUCUCGCUCACCUUCAGCGGCGUCCACUGCGCUCCACAGAGCCUCUCCGGCCCUUCUCCUCGCAUCCUCCUGUGCCUGCGGACCCGACCUUCGGCCUUGCGGAGAUGGUUUCCUCAGAUCCCCAAAUUAUCGUGGUGGCCCCUGGGGCCGAACCCGCAUCUACGCAAGUUCGAUGCACUGAGGACGAGGGAACUGUUAUCCGGAUAUUCUGGGUGGGUCCCAAAGGCGCGCUGCUUAGACGCACUCCAGUGAGCUCUGGCUUACAGAUACCAAUGGGGAUCCCAAUGGGGAAGUCGAUGUUGGUGCUUCUCAUCUCUUUGGCCUUCGCCUCGUGCUGCAUCGCUGCUUACCGCCCCAGCGAGACCCUGUGCGGUGGGGAGCUUGUUGACACGCUACAGUUUGUCUGUGCGGACCGCGGCUUUUACUUCAGCAGGCCUUCAAGCCGUGCCAACCGUCGCAGCCGUGGCAUCGUGGAAGAGUGCUGCUUCCGCAGCUGCGACCUGGCCCUCCUGGAGACAUACUGUGCCACCCCCGCCAAGUCCGAGAGGGAUGUGUCGACCUCUCCGACCGUGCUUCCGGACGACUUCCCCAGAUUCCCCGUGGGCAAGUUUUUCCAAUACGACACCUGGAGACAGUCCUUCCAACGCCUGCGCAGAGGCCUGCCUGCCCUCCUGCGUGCCCGCCGGGGUCGCAUGCUCGCCAGAGAGCUCGAAGCGUUCAGAGAGGCCAAGCGUCACCGUCCCCUGAUCGUCUUACCACCCAUCGACCCCGCCCACGGGGGGAGUUCUUCGGAGAUGUCCAGCAAUCAUCAGUGAACCAAAUUGUUUGGUAAUUCUGCAAUGUAGUACCAUCACUCUGCGACCUCCUCUUGAGCAAGGGACAGUUCCAUCACGUCCACACUAAGAUCUCUCUGCUCCACUUCCUUCCCUAGGCUUCUCCCCACCUACCCCCAUGCCCCGCCUCCCCACAUCAGGCUACUCCCCUUGCCCCACACCAUCGGGCAACUCUUCAAAACCAAAUUGAUUGGCUCUAAACAACCUAAGUGACCCCCCAAAUUAUUCUUUAAAAAAAAACUUUAAAACAUACAGUCCCCUUUAAAACAAAUUGGCUUUUUAGAAACACCAGAACUGUUCAUUUAAAAAUUAAAUAACUAAAGAAAUCAAUUGGCUAAAAGGUGCUAAAAAUUAAUUGGCUUAGAAACAAUUGGCAAAAUAAAGUAAUUCGGCCCCCCCCUUCCUCUUCUUCCCAUUUGGAUCUUUAGUCAAAUUGGCUUAGACUUGGAUCUCAGAACCCAAGAAGAAAGGAAGGGAACCCAACAUUUUCCAGGUAGCAUGUCAUCGCUUCAGUGCUCUCUCCUUGUCACCACUCAGAUAGGGUGCUUUUAGAAUAAGCUGGCUGAGAACAACGGAAGCCACCCAAACUCUUUCUUCACUGGACAUUCCAUCACAAAUGUCACCAUGUCGCCAUGGCGCUGGGUGAAAGAAUCCCAGGAGAGGAACAGAGCAUUAAAACUGGAAACAAAACUUAAUUGGCACAAGCCCCCAAAUCCCAAAAUCUCACUUUUCUGUACCUACCUAAAAAGCACAUGUUUAUACACAUCCCUACAGACUCACAGACACGCACACACACACACACACACACAAGUAUGCGCCAUAUUUGCACGCACAUACACUACACUUACACACUCAUUCACGCAUCCAUACAGAUAUGAAUACCCCUAACAAUUAGAUGAGAAUAUUGAAAUGACUGAAUAACUCCUUUUAGAACCAUAUUGCCCAAACCAAGAUUCUUCCCAAAUUCCCUGAGCAGUUAGCAUGGUUUGAGCUCCCCCUCCCAAUCCAUCUAGUUUCUGCUGCUGCUUGUGGGCCCUGUGUAUGAUCUGGCUGUAAGUUCUAUCUUUCCUAGGGAGGGAGGUGUUCCUACAAGGCUCACUUUCACCUGAGCACCGGUCCCUAGGGACCACUACAGCGUGAGCCCAGUGCUCCCCAGCCCACCAUUGGGCCAGUGCCUAUCCAUGCUGUGCAUUGGCCUCUCCCAGUGUAGAAUAAGUUUGGCUAGAUAAGGAGAUGGCACUGCCAAGUGAGACAUGCUGCCCGAGUAGUCUGACCCCUGGGUGUGUUUUUAGGAGGAAAGAUCUGGGGGAUACCCCCUACCCUGAGCACACCUAUGGGCCAUCUCUGUCAGUCUCCUGGGGAGCCCCCCUACGGGGCUCCCCAGGAGACUCACACUGAUGGUGGGGAGUGUGGGAAGUCUGGCGGUUG
Molecule: messenger RNA, 2362 nt
Organism: Mesocricetus auratus (golden hamster)
Lineage: Eukaryota; Metazoa; Chordata; Mammalia; Rodentia; Cricetidae
Gene: Igf2
Product: insulin like growth factor 2
Cellular component (GO): extracellular region
Molecular function (GO): hormone activity; growth factor activity
Source: RefSeq, a predicted model, not a curated record